Messenger RNA from Papilio xuthus (Asian swallowtail), 1076 nucleotides. RefSeq names its product estradiol 17-beta-dehydrogenase 11. Lineage: Eukaryota; Metazoa; Arthropoda; Insecta; Lepidoptera; Papilionidae. Gene Ontology annotation, molecular function: oxidoreductase activity, acting on the CH-OH group of donors, NAD or NADP as acceptor. The record is from RefSeq and is a predicted model, not a curated record. Gene Ontology annotation, cellular component: lipid droplet.
CAUUUCCCGCGUAUUUUGACAGACGGAUGAGCAAGGUAUAGCCAUGAAGGUGUACCAGGGUGUCAUGCUAGCCGUGGAGAUCUUCAUCCUCGCCAUCAAGAUGAACAUCACCUGGACGCUCGCCGUCAUACAGUUCUUUUUCCCUCCGGAGCCAAAGAAUGUCAAGGGAGAGAUAAUACUAAUAACAGGCGCAGGUCAUGGCAUGGGACGCGAGAUGGCGUUGCGCUUUGGUAAGCUCGGCGGCGUGGUUGUUUGCGUCGACAUCAAUCCCGCAGGCAACAAGGAGACCGUAGACAUAGUCAAGGGACAGGAGGGGAAGGCACACGCAUAUCAAUGUGACGUCACGGACCGAAACGCGAUCAACGAGCUCGCGGAGAAGAUACGACGCGAGAUCGGUGACGUCACGAUGUUGGUGAACAACGCGGGCAUAAUGCCCUGCAAGCCGCUGCUGCAGACCAGCGACACAGAGAUACGCACCGUUUUUGAAGUCAACGUGUUGGCUCAGCUAUGGUUGAUCCAAGCGUUUUUGCCGCACAUGAUGGAAACAAACCACGGUCACAUCGUGGCGAUGUCGUCUAUGGCUGGCGUGGUUGGUCUCCGCAACCUGGUCCCCUACUGCGGCACUAAGUACGCGGUGCGCGGUCUCAUGGAGGCCUUGCACGAGGAACUGCGCGAGGACAAAAGAGACUUCAGUGGAAUCAAGCUGACGACAAUCUGUCCAUACAUCGUGGACACGGGCCUCUGCAAGAACCCGAAGAUAAAGUACCCCUCGCUGAUGAAGAUCCUGUCGCCGCAGGAGGCCGCCGACAGCAUCGUGGACGCGGUGCGCCGCAACUACCACGAGAUCACCAUACCCAGCUCACUCUACUACAUCAACCAGAUUUGUCGGACCAUGCCGCGCGCUGUGCCACUACAUCUCAAAGACUUUUUGGACUCUGGCCUUGAGGCUCAAUAGUUUGAGUUAUUUAUGAAUUUAAUGCUUAUUUUUUCCUGUAAUUAGAUGAUUAGGAACUUGUAUAAAUGUUUAUUAAUUUAAAUAUAUUUUAUACAGGUAAAGGAAAUAUAAUUCUAAAAAA